AUGGAUGAAGCAGAUACGCCACUACCAGAUUUAUAUAAAAAAUUAAUUAACACACAUAAUUAUUAUAUUGAUAAAACAACGUUAUAUGUAAAAACAAGAUGGUUUGUUUUACUGGGUUUAUUUAUUAUGUACGUCCUUAGGAUAUAUUAUGUAACGGGGUUUUAUGUGGUGACAUAUGCGUUGUCUAUUUUUCUAUUAAAUUUGUUUUUGAGAUUUUUAACACCACACAAUAUAGAAGAAAUAUAUGAGCAAUAUGAAAAUGAAAAUAACGGCUUAUUGCUACCUAUGAAGCAUACGCCAGAACCAAAAAAUGAUAACCCUGAUGAUAAAAAAGAAUUUAGACCAUUUUUAAGAAAAUUAAAUGAAUUCAAAUUCUGGUUGUAUGCCAGUAGAGCCAUUUUGAUAUCAACAUUUUGCACCUUUUUUCCAUUUUUGGACAUACCAGUAUUUUGGCCCCUAUUACUUUUUUACUUCAUAUGUUUAUUUUUCGCAACCAUGAAAGAACAGGUAAAAAAUAUGAUCAGGUUUAAAUAUUUGCCUUUUAAUACAGCUACCAAACAGACGUACGGUUCUGUGGCGCGUGGAAAUAAAAACAAUAGAUAA
Molecule: messenger RNA, 603 nt
Organism: Plasmodium gonderi
Lineage: Eukaryota; Apicomplexa; Aconoidasida; Haemosporida; Plasmodiidae
Product: RER1 protein
Exons: 2
Coding region: 1-603 (200 amino acids)
Biological process (GO): retrograde vesicle-mediated transport, Golgi to endoplasmic reticulum; protein retention in ER lumen
Cellular component (GO): Golgi membrane
Source: RefSeq, a predicted model, not a curated record